Condylura cristata (star-nosed mole) is the source of this 1294-nucleotide messenger RNA. It is a transcript of the gene ARHGDIB, whose product is annotated as Rho GDP dissociation inhibitor (GDI) beta. NCBI's taxonomy places the organism in Eukaryota, Metazoa, Chordata, Mammalia, Eulipotyphla, Talpidae. The record is from RefSeq and is a predicted model, not a curated record. The coding region runs from base 188 to 790 and encodes 200 amino acids. Gene Ontology annotation, molecular function: Rho GDP-dissociation inhibitor activity; protein binding. Gene Ontology annotation, biological process: Rho protein signal transduction. Gene Ontology annotation, cellular component: cytosol; cytoplasm; membrane. The transcript is spliced from 6 exons.
CGCUGAUCAGAGCUAUGCAGUGCAAAGGAACAGGAUUUGAGACAGCCCAGGGUUUCCUUUUCUAGUAGGUUUAAAAUAUUUUUUUUUCUCACUAACUUCCUUCCUGUUCUAACUGCCAGUACUCAGAAGUCACAGUUGAGAGAAGACAGAGGCACCCCGGACAGACUGAACUACUGAAUAGAUCAAAAUGACUGAAGAGACCCCAGAACCACACCUGGAGGAGGGUGACGAUGAACUGGACAGCAAGCUCAAUUACAAGCCUCCACCUCAGAAGUCACUGAAAGAGCUGCAGGAGAUGGACAAAGAUGAUGAAAGUCUAGCUAAGUACAAGAAAACGCUCCUGGGGGAUGGCCCUGUGGUAGCAGACCCAACAGCUCCUAAUGUCACUGUCACCCGCCUUACCCUGGUUUGUGAGAGUGCACCGGGACCAAUCACCAUGGACCUUACUGGGGAUCUUGAAGCUUUCAAAAAAGAAACUUUUGUGCUCAAAGAAGGUGUUGAAUAUAGAGUCAAAAUUCAUUUCAAAGUGAAUAAGGACAUUGUGUCAGGCCUGAAAUAUGUUCAGCACACCUACCGGACUGGGAUGAAAGUGGAUAAAGCGGUAUAUAUGGUUGGCAGCUAUGGACCUCGACUAGAAGAAUAUGAGUUCCUGACUCCUAUGGAGGAGGCUCCUAAGGGCAUGCUGGCCAGAGGCACUUACCACAACAAGUCCUUCUUCACUGAUGAUGACAAGCAUGACCACCUUACCUGGGAGUGGAACCUGUCCAUUAAGAAAGAGUGGACAGAAUAAGUGCUUUUGCCAUCCCUGUCCCUGCCCUUGCCACCUAGAAGAACCCUCUCAGUUAUGUCUUGGUCAUUGCCCUGUCCCUCCUCCCUGUUCACAGCUGUUUCCUUUCCCUCGAGCUCCCUGUGUUUUCUUGUUGAUGUGUCUUAUCACAUGUUGUCUCUCAAAAUAGUGCUAGCACAAGAUGCUUAAAAUCCAGGUCUUAAUACUACCCACUCCUUCUAACCACCCAUCAUGGCCACAUUUUCAAAGUUCUCUCUCUUGGAAUACAGUCAUUUAAUAUUUUGCUCUUAUGCCCAUGGAGCAAUUCUGAUAAGGCCAAGAUGUGGACCAAUCACCACUAAGUUCUUUCAUCCUGGUUUCCCAUAGCUCAUUCCUAUCCCUGGAAUCUUCUGUGUUUGCUGCUGACUCAAUAAAGGCCCCUAAUCACAUUCUCUGCAAGAAAGUUCUUCUUUUCUGGGAGACACUGCAAGCCACACAAAAGAAAUGGAAUAAAAUGGUUGUAUGGUC